AUGGUUUCAUUGGGAAUUCACUGGAAACGUUUUAUCUCAGCGUGUAGUACUUCUACGGGUGCUGGCGGUGGACCUAUAGCAGCGUCGUCAUCUGCAGGAGCUAGUGGUGUUGGUACAUCUGCCGGCAAACCUUCAACACCGAAUUCUUUGCAAAAAUCUCCAGUGGAGUGGCAGUGCUUAAAUGAAACUGUCAAUAUUCUAUUGAAAGGAUGUCCAGUAUCACGUCUGGCUAUACUAGAUCAUUUAGCACCAUUAUAUAUUGAUUAUUUUGUUACUUGGUGGCAAAUGAAUUCCCCAUUGAAUCGAUCACAUGAAGUGAGUGGUAAUGCUGGUCGAUAUUCAAGCUUUGAAAGUCAAAAUUUCAACAAAGCUGAAGUUGUAUUACGUGAUUUAUUGCAAACGAUUCACGAACUUAUAACUGAAGAUAGAAUAAGUGAUCAUUUCUAUGCAGCAGUAUGUUCUUGGUGCCUUGUUUUAAUUCGACCUGUGUGUACUUCUGCGCCAACUCAGAUUCUGUCAAACUUCAUGGAUUUACUUAAGUCUCCCAGUCAUCAUUCAGAUAAGCCAUCAUCCUCGUCAACAUCAAUGCCAGCGAAACGUGUGCACAAAACACAUCCAACCGGUCGUAUAGCGUCGAAUAAAUCUGAAAGAAAUAUUGAUAAUAACAACAAUUCCAAUGAUUGUAAUAAAAUGAGUAGUUUUAGAGGAAUCAAUCGUCGACGUUAUGGGAAACAUCCAUCCGAUCAACAUCGUAAUCAUUUGAUAGUUGUAUCGGAUUCUGAGUCGUCCUCGAAUUCUACCAGUGAUGAAGAUAAUGUAGAACAAGGAAGUGAAGAAGAAAAAGUAGAAGUAGAGGAGGUAAUAAGCGGAGAUGUCAGACGUGAUGAAGAUACAGUACAAACAUCUGAAGUUAAUAUAAUUAGUAGUAGUAUUAAUAAAACUGAGACUAGUGAAAUCAAGCCCGUAUCUAUCAACUCAAACAAUCAACAACAGUCCACUGAUGUUCAGCUAAGUAGUUAUUUACGAAAUGACCAAAUAUCUUCUGGAUUGAACAGGUUAGAUUCAACUGAUGCAUUAUUGAAUAGGAGUGAUUCAACCGCUGAACAUACAAUCGAUUUAGAUUUAAGUCCAACUUCUGUUGUAAAUCAACAAAUUAUAGGGAUUUGGAUGAAAUGUCCUUUACUAUUGGAUCUGCUGAACAUCACAUGUAGUUGUUUACUGGGCCCAGAUGUCCGAAUGAGUUGUGUACAAGCUUUACUGUGUUGUUCUACAGUACCAGUAUGGGAUACUUCAUUUGAUAAUCUUAAGAAUUCUUGUUCCCUACCUAAUUAUGUCCUACCACACUGGAUAAUAAUUUGGCUCUUAUAUCAAACAACACGUCAAGUGAAUUUAAUGUCAUCAGGAUUAAAAAAGUUAAAUCGUUUGUGUGACUUAAUACUUACAUCUGCACUAAUGAAUCCGAUGGGAACAAAUACUCUCCAGUCAAUUUUACUGCCAGACACGUUGGCUGGUUACUUUUCACAAUGGAAUUUUGAUUCUAAUUUUUGGACGACUGUGUGUUUAACACACUUGUUAUUUCUUGGUGAUUCAGUCCCAGAAUUUGUUGGUAAAUGGUUACGUACUAAAAUGGAGCCACUUUUCUCCUAUGCCCUGGGUAUUUCACCAAAUGAAACUUCCCCAAAUGAUAAUGAGAGCCUGGAUAACCGAGGGUGUUUAACUCAACAAAUGAAAUUGUUCAAUCUUCUAAUCAGUCUAAGUUUAAUCUCAGUCCCAGUUCCACCGCAAUCUCCUCCAGAACAACAAAUACCACUAGGUAGCAGUAGUCAUCCAACAUCUGAUAUAAGCAUGGAUCGAUCGUGGAGACAUCCACAACCUUUCUUCAAAGGUUUUAAUUAUACUGGUAUGUCUGUCCCUUUUCGUCCUGGUGGACCAUGCCUGCCGAACGAAAUGGAUAGCGCGCCGAUGUUACCUCGGUUCCCCGUGCCCUUACCGCCAAGAAAUAUGAAUCCAACAUUCCCAGGCCCACGUCAUAUGCCGAUUCCACCAGGUGGUGGUAAUAGUAGUAACAAUAUGAUGAAUACAGGCUUACCAACUGGCCAAACGAAUUCCAUGCCAUUCCGAUUUAAUUUCCCGAGACCGUUUGAAGCGCCUUUACAUCGACCUCCGUUACUUCAAGUCCCAGUAAAUGUUCAGUCACUUCGACCUAAUUUAAAUAAUUUAUAUUAUAUACCAACUGUUUGUGGUGUUGGUGGUGGCGGUUUACUGUUGUUCAAUGAACGUCAAUCAGCCAUCUGUUCCCUUCAGUCUGGACGUCGUCAACCAAGUUCACUCAUAUGGAUCCUAAGCUUAAUUAGACGCAUUAAAGCUGUCACUAUAUCAAUUAUAAUUGAUAAUUUAGUCUCGUUAACUCCAUUACAUUUGUUUAGUUUAUUUCAAAAUCAAUGUGAAUUAAAUCAACAAACUGCUUAUAGCCUAUUACAUCUCAUAGUUAAAGCAAUAAUUCAAGCGCCAUUUGGUUCAAAUGUUGAACAAUUACUGGUUUAUUUAAUUAAUAUCUGUGAAACAGAAGCAAAUCAAUCAUCUGUUAAUUUUGUGUGUCCAAUCCCAAGUGUGUCUACUGCUGCUGCUAACAUCGAUGAACUACAAUGUCCAAAUGCGAAGAAAAAGAAACUAACUGUAGAUGACCAACGGGAUCAAAAUCAAUCUGCAUCAGGAUAUGAUAACUUCUUAAACAACUUCGUUGCAUAUUGUCGAGAGAUUUUACGGCUUUUAUGCGAAACAACACUUGUUCUUAUCUACUCAUUGUCUGAAACAUCAGAUCUCUUAGACCAAGGUGGUUGUGAAGGCUUUCUGCGUGCAAUCCAACAGCUAGCUGAUCGUCCAUCUCCCUCACUUCUGUACAACAGUAUUGAUACUCCUGCUGCUGCUGGGUGUACUAGAAACGAUAAAACAAUAAAAUCAACCAUAUCAUCAUUAUUCACUUCAAAGUUUUGUUUAUUUCAAAAGUUGAUGAAUUCAAAUCAUUUACAAAGUAGUUCAUGUGCUCAAAUGAUUUUAAGCUUAGGAUUUACAUUGGAGCCAAGUUCAAUGGAGCAUUUGUUGUUUUAUUUAUGCUGUUGGAAACCUUGUGCAGAAAAAUCCGAUUCCAAUGGUACUUCACUUAUAUCACCAGUGUCAUCCCAACGGAAAAAGUCAACUACUACAGCGACACCCACAUCUCAAGAUAUCUUCUGUUGUCCGUUAAUGUUAUUUUUCCCUAUAUUAAACGAAAUACAAUCAAUUUGGACGGCUAGAACCUCUUGUAAACCACCAUCAUUGCCCACAGAGACUUCAACACAACAAAAAUCGACCAGCAGUCUAUCAUUCAUUCGUUCUUCGAUUUAUCCAACUACAUCAGUCCGUAGUGAAUAUUUAUUAAUGCAAAGCCAUAUUAAUAGCAGUAAUGAUAACAGUAAUAAUAAUAAUGAUCAGACAACAUCCUCCUCCUUAUCACUGACGUCACCAAAUGGACUUUUGUAUAUUCAACAAUUACUCGCCAAUAAAUUUCUUCCUUUAAUGUGGUCAAAUGUAGAAAAUGGUACUGGUGAAUUACGUACUCGCCUUUUACGCAAUCUACUUUGGCUAGUGUAUCGGGAGAUGACUUUAAUCAGAAAGAAAACUGUUCAACCACGUUUACUGUUCGCUCUUGCGGCUCACUUUGACACGAUUGUCAAGAUAAUGGUUAAGAGUGUUAAUCUUGAGUGUACAGAUCUACUCCUCAGCUUGUGUGAGUGUAUAUUCAGUUCAUUUCAGUUCUCAUCGUCAACUAAUGACCCUCUGCAUUCUUAUUUUAACAAUGUCAAUAAUAAUAACAGUAAUGAUAUUUUGUUAACGAAAUCAUGUGAUCCAAGACAACUUCCUCAUGCCAUACACCAUCCUCAAUGUUCAUUCAUAACUACACGACCACGUCAUGGAUAUCAAAGCAAAGAGGUGUUGAAGCCAAGUAAUAACAAUAACUCCCCUAAACGUCAUCAUCAAUUAUUAGCUUUUCUACAUUUAUCUCCAGGACAAUGUAUACUGUUAGCGCAAAGUUUUGUUCAAUUGAUAUCACAAUUGUUUAGAAUGUCAAAUGAAUUCAUUAUCCCUCGGGAAUCAACCUCAUCCCUAUCAUCAUCAUCUCCAGAUAUCUAUUUUGAUUUGUUGGGUAGAAUACGAAAUCUGUUAAAGAUGUUAUACUCUUUUGAAGAAUUAUCAAUAUUUCGUUCUACACUUCUACGAUUAAUUCCAAAGGCUAUGAUGUCUGAUUACACAGAAUCUAAUCUAGACGACCUAUUUAAAGCUGUUAUACCCACAAUAACAGACAAUCAUGAUUUAUUCAACAUUUCAUACCUCCCUUCAAGUCUUUUCAGUAAUGCACCAUCGUCUACUGAUAUCCCGUCAAAAUUGCACAAUAAUCUUUUGUUAUUGAAUAAUCCACCAAAGAAAACUGAUCAAACAUUUGAUGACAGUUUAAUUCGUGGUCAAUUAAAGCCUCGAAUGAACAAAAACACUGAAAUAACAAUCAGUAAUGGUGUUAUACCAAUAAACAUGAAGGGCACUCUCGGUGAUGGUCCACGUGGUCUUGAUUUUCAUCCUAUGCUAAAUAUGAUAAAGAAACCAAAAAUCAAUGGAAUUAAUUGGCAACCAGUUGAAUUGCAUUGGUUAAAUCUUAUCCGAUUCACUAUUAUGGAUGGUGAUUACCUUUUUAAUAUGCGUCAUUCGGAGUCGGUGGUUGUCUUAACCCCUCAACAACAAGUCAACAAUAAUUCUUUUCUUGUACCCGCCUCUGAUGACGGUCAGCGUCGCGAUUUAAUCUCGGGAUUAGAAGAUGUUGUCAUGCAGACUAGUGGCAUCCAUCUCCCCCAAACAUCAAUAAUAAGUUUACCAUUUCCAUCAUUAAAUUUAGUCCUACCACCGAGUGGUGUUGGUUUAGAGCGUGUAGUUAACUUACUAUAUUGGUUCUGUCCCGAAGCUAAACAACUUAUGUCUGACAGUGGGCGUGACGCUGGCAGUCAGUUAGAUGAUCCCCAACAUUCAAUGAUUCAAUUAUCAUCACAAGGAAUUUUAGAAAUAUCAAUUAUUUUAGAGAAGCUACGCUUAAAAUGCUAUGGAUUACCCCCACUGUGUCAUCCAUUACCUUUAUAUGCAUUGUAUUUUUGUGAAACAUCAUCGAUUUUACACUUUCUGGAUCCUCUACCAUUUCUCUCGUCUCCUAAAAUCCUAUUGGGUAUUUUAAUGGGUUUAGAAGCUGUAUGGGCUUCACCAGUUGCACCAAGAAUAUCAAUACAGCAGGCUAUAAACACUUUAAUACAAGUAGAUGAUAUUAGUUAUGUGGAACAAUCUUUUCCUGUAUGCGGUGCAAAUAAAGCGUGUAAAACGCAUGCUCGUAAGGGAACCUAAUUAAAAAAGAGAAGAAACAAAAGAAAGGCUGAGCCUAUCAUUUCAAUGGACUCUUGAAUCAGCCACCAUCCUCAACUCGUCCAGAGAUACCACUAACAGCCAUAGAACUGCCAAUGGACACCGGUUCCCCAACAAAAGCAGAAAUCUUGAGUGACAAAGCUACUAAAGGCCUGAGAAGCAGCUGGACUAGACGAAUUUCCCCCAGGACUACUGAAAACAGAUCUAGAUACGUUAGCGAAUACACUCACCACUGUUGCAGAAAGUUUGGAAGAAAGGAAAGGUGACUACCGAUUACAGCUCAUUCGUUAAAUUGUCCAUCCUAUUUCGUAACUGUUAUACCCUUAUCAAAUUGCUCGUAUGCAUUGAUUGGUAUUAACAACUAUGUUUGUGACAACUCAUCACAUCUGUUACAACUUUCUUUCAUGAAAAAUUGUAUAUGAAUGCGAUUGUACAGCUAAAGACAAAAGAUUUGUUGAAGCCAUUC
Molecule: messenger RNA, 5902 nt
Organism: Trichobilharzia regenti
Lineage: Eukaryota; Metazoa; Platyhelminthes; Trematoda; Strigeidida; Schistosomatidae
Source: the annotation of a GenBank genome assembly